Messenger RNA from Elgaria multicarinata webbii, 9166 nucleotides. It is a transcript of the gene CACNA1C, whose product is annotated as calcium voltage-gated channel subunit alpha1 C. NCBI's taxonomy places the organism in Eukaryota, Metazoa, Chordata, Lepidosauria, Squamata, Anguidae. Gene Ontology annotation, biological process: calcium ion import across plasma membrane. The record is from RefSeq and is a predicted model, not a curated record. The transcript is spliced from 47 exons. The coding region runs from base 296 to 6706 and encodes 2136 amino acids. Gene Ontology annotation, cellular component: membrane; voltage-gated calcium channel complex. Gene Ontology annotation, molecular function: high voltage-gated calcium channel activity.
CAGAGGUGCUGUGCUAAAUUCUUUGGCAGGGGCCCGGAUGUUCUCUGAGGAUGCUUUGCAAUUGUACUAAAGGAGGCAGUAGUGGAAAGGUUCAGUUUUUGGGCUUUGAUGCAAUCAUGGGAAUCAGGUAAUAACCAAGCGGGGGAAUUUAAUCGCCGCAGCAGCUUCGGUUUCUUCCUUGAACUGCUCACCUCAUCUGCUGAUUUGUGUUUCGGUUCUUUUUGGAUUUGGAGGAAUUAAAAUCUGAACUCCUGCUUGGGUGUUUUGUUUUUUGGUCCCUCGUCCCUCUACUUAAAUGGUCAAUGAAAACAAGAGGAUGUACAUUCCAGAAGAAAACCACCAAGGUUCCAACUAUGUGAGUCCCCGUCCAGCUCAUGCCAACAUGAAUGCCAAUGCAGCUGCAGGACUUGCACCCGAGCAUAUCCCUACUCCAGGUGCAGCCCUCUCCUGGCAGGCUGCUAUCGACGCUGCCAGGCAGGCCAAAUUGAUGGGUGCUGCUGGCAAUGCAACAAUAUCCACCGCUAGCUCCACACAGAGGAAACGGCAGCAGUAUGGGAAACAGAAAAAACAGGGUACCACCACAGCUACACGUCCUCCCCGGGCACUGCUGUGUUUAACACUGAAAAAUCCCAUCCGGAGGGCAUGCAUCAGUAUUGUUGAAUGGAAAUCAUUUGAAAUUAUUAUUUUACUCACUAUUUUUGCCAAUUGUGUGGCCUUAGCUAUCUAUAUCCCCUUUCCAGAAGAUGAUUCCAAUGCUACCAAUUCCAAUCUGGAACAAGUGGAAUAUCUCUUUCUCAUAAUUUUUACAGUGGAAGCAUUUUUAAAAGUAAUAGCAUAUGGACUUCUCUUUCACCCUAAUGCUUACCUCCGCAAUGGCUGGAAUUUACUAGAUUUUAUAAUUGUGGUAGUAGGGCUUUUUAGUGCAAUUUUAGAACAAGCAACCAAAGCAGAUGGGGUAAAUUCGAUAGGAGGCAAAGGUGCUGGAUUUGACGUUAAAGCACUCCGGGCUUUCCGAGUAUUGCGCCCCUUACGGCUGGUAUCUGGAGUUCCUAGCCUCCAAGUGGUUUUAAAUUCCAUUAUCAAGGCCAUGGUCCCUUUGCUGCACAUUGCCCUGCUGGUGCUGUUUGUCAUAAUUAUCUAUGCCAUCAUUGGACUGGAGCUCUUCAUGGGGAAGAUGCACAAGACUUGUUAUGUAAACGGUAAAAACCCAACAGAUAUUCUAGCAGAAGAGGAACCCUCUCCUUGUGCACCUGCACCUGCGCAUGGUCGGUACUGUCAGAAUGGCACUGAAUGCAGACCAGGAUGGGAGGGGCCCAAGCAUGGCAUUACCAACUUUGACAACUUUGCCUUUGCCAUGUUAACUGUGUUUCAGUGCAUCACCAUGGAGGGCUGGACGGAUGUACUGUAUUGGAUGCAGGACGCUAUGGGCUAUGAGUUACCCUGGGUGUACUUUGUCAGUCUGGUCAUCUUUGGAUCCUUUUUCGUUCUUAAUCUGGUACUUGGUGUGUUGAGCGGGGAGUUUUCUAAAGAAAGAGAGAAGGCAAAAGCUCGGGGCGACUUUCAGAAGUUGCGGGAGAAACAGCAACUGGAGGAGGACUUGAAGGGAUACCUGGACUGGAUAACUCAAGCAGAAGAUAUUGACCCAGAAAAUGAGGAUGAAGGCAUGGAUGAGGAGAAGCCCCGAAACAUGAGUAUGCCCACCAGUGAGACAGAAUCUGUGAAUACUGACAAUGUGGCUGGAGGUGAUAUUGAAGGAGAAAACUGUGGCGCACGGCUGGCGCACCGGAUAUCUAAAUCUAAGUUUAGUCGCUACUGGCGCAGAUGGAAUCGGUUCUGUAGACGGAAAUGUCGCGCUGCUGUCAAAUCCAAUGUUUUCUACUGGCUUGUGAUCUUCCUUGUAUUUCUCAACACCCUCACUAUUGCCUCUGAGCAUUACAACCAGCCAGACUGGCUCACUGAAGUUCAAGACACUGCCAAUAAGGUACUGCUAGCUCUUUUCACGGCUGAGAUGUUGCUGAAGAUGUACAGCCUGGGUCUUCAGGCCUACUUUGUAUCUCUCUUCAACCGCUUUGACUGUUUCAUUGUGUGUGGUGGAAUCUUGGAGACCAUCUUGGUGGAAACGAAGAUCAUGUCACCACUGGGUAUCUCAGUGCUGAGAUGUGUGCGACUAUUGCGAAUAUUUAAAAUCACCAGGUACUGGAACUCGCUGAGUAAUUUGGUGGCUUCUCUGCUCAACUCCGUGCGCUCCAUUGCCUCCCUGCUGCUGCUCCUCUUCCUCUUCAUCAUCAUCUUCUCCCUCCUAGGGAUGCAGCUCUUUGGGGGCAAGUUUAACUUCGAUGAGAUGCAAACCAGGAGAAGCACAUUUGACAACUUUCCCCAGUCACUGCUCACUGUGUUUCAGAUCCUGACUGGGGAGGACUGGAAUUCGGUGAUGUAUGAUGGGAUCAUGGCUUAUGGCGGCCCCUCUUUUCCAGGAAUGUUGGUCUGUAUUUACUUCAUCAUCCUCUUCAUCUGUGGAAACUAUAUCCUGCUGAAUGUGUUUUUGGCCAUUGCUGUCGACAACCUUGCAGAUGCUGAAAGCUUGACAUCUGCUCAAAAAGAGGAGGAAGAAGAAAAAGAACGGAAAAAACUAGCUAGAACUGCUAGUCCUGAAAAGAAACAGGAGCCUGAGAAGCCAGCUGUGGAGGAAGAGACCAAGGAGGAGAAAAUUGAGCUGAAAUCGAUCACGGCUGAUGGAGAGUCUCCACCUUCUAACAAGAGCAAUAUAGAUGAAUAUCAGCCUAAUGAAAAUGAAGAAAAGAAUCCAUAUCCUACUACUGAGACACCAGGAGAGGAGGAGGAGGAAGAGCCUGAGAUGCCUGUUGGGCCUCGACCACGCCCAAUGUCUGAAUUGCACCUCAAGGAGAAAGCUGUGCCAAUGCCAGAAGCCAGUGCUUUUUUCAUCUUCAGCCCCAGCAACAGGUUUCGAGUCCACUGCCAUCGCAUCGUUAAUGAUAACAUUUUCACCAACUUGAUCCUCUUUUUCAUCUUGCUCAGUAGCAUCUCUCUAGCAGCUGAGGAUCCUGUCCGACAUUACUCCGUUAGGAAUCAAAUCCUAGGCAAUGCAGAUUAUGUCUUCACUAGUAUCUUUACAUUAGAAAUUAUUCUUAAGAUGACUGCUUAUGGGGCUUUCCUCCACAAAGGCUCCUUCUGCAGGAACUACUUCAACAUCUUGGACCUGCUGGUGGUUAGCGUUUCUCUCAUCUCCUUUGGGAUCCAGUCUAGUGCCAUCAACGUAGUGAAGAUACUACGAGUCCUGCGAGUGCUCAGACCACUGAGGGCUAUCAACAGAGCCAAAGGACUAAAGCAUGUGGUCCAAUGCGUGUUUGUAGCCAUCCGAACCAUAGGGAACAUUGUGAUUGUCACCACGUUGUUGCAGUUCAUGUUUGCCUGCAUUGGAGUUCAGUUGUUCAAGGGCAAACUGUACAGCUGUACUGAUAGCUCCAAGCAAACAGAAGCAGAGUGCAAGGGCAAUUUUAUCACUUACAAGGAGGGAGAAGUGACUCAACCAAUGAUCCAGCCCCGAAGCUGGGAGAAUAGCAAAUUUGAUUUUGACAAUGUCCUCACUGCCAUGAUGGCCCUCUUCACUGUUUCAACCUUUGAAGGCUGGCCAGAACUGCUAUACCGAUCCAUUGAUUCUCAUAUGGAAGACGUGGGGCCCAUCUACAACCACAGGGUGGAGAUCUCUAUUUUCUUCAUUAUCUACAUCAUCAUCAUUGCUUUCUUCAUGAUGAACAUCUUCGUUGGUUUCGUCAUCGUUACUUUUCAGGAGCAAGGAGAGCAAGAGUACAAGAACUGUGAGCUAGACAAGAACCAGCGCCAGUGUGUAGAAUAUGCUCUGAAGGCCCGCCCCCUGCGGAGGUAUAUCCCCAAAAACCAGUACCAGUACAAAGUAUGGUAUGUGGUGAACUCCACCUAUUUUGAAUAUCUGAUGUUCGUCCUCAUUCUGCUGAACACGAUCUGCUUGGCCAUGCAGCACUAUGGUCAGAGCUGCAUCUUCAAAGAAGCAAUGAACAUCCUUAACAUGCUGUUCACUGGCCUCUUCACCGUCGAGAUGGUUCUGAAAUUAAUUGCCUUCAAACCCAAGCACUAUUUCUGUGAUGCAUGGAAUACAUUUGACGCCUUGAUUGUUGUGGGUAGCAUUGUUGAUAUAGCAAUCACCGAGGUGAACCCAGCUGAACAUACUCAAUGCUCUUCCUCUAUGAACGCAGAGGAAAACUCUCGCAUCUCAAUCACCUUUUUCCGACUCUUCCGUGUGAUGCGUCUGGUGAAGCUCUUGAGCCGAGGGGAGGGCAUCCGUACGCUCCUGUGGACCUUCAUCAAGUCCUUCCAGGCUCUCCCCUAUGUGGCUCUUUUAAUAGUGAUGCUGUUUUUUAUCUACGCUGUGAUUGGGAUGCAGGUGUUUGGUAAAAUUGCUCUAAAUGAUACUACUGAAAUCAAUCGGAACAACAACUUUCAGACUUUCCCUCAGGCAGUGCUACUGCUUUUCAGAUGUGCUACUGGUGAAGCUUGGCAGGAAAUCAUGCUGGCAUGCCUCCCAGAUAAGAAGUGUGAUCCCGAAUCCUUGGAACCAAACAACUCUACCGAAGGCGAACAUUCGUGUGGGAGCAGCUUUGCUGUCUUUUAUUUCAUCAGCUUCUACAUGCUUUGUGCCUUCCUAAUCAUUAAUCUUUUUGUAGCUGUUAUCAUGGAUAAUUUUGAUUACCUGACACGGGACUGGUCCAUCCUGGGUCCUCAUCAUCUGGAUGAAUUUAAAAGGAUCUGGGCAGAAUAUGAUCCUGAAGCCAAGGGACGUAUCAAACACUUAGAUGUUGUGACACUCUUGCGUCGGAUACAACCUCCACUAGGUUUUGGGAAACUCUGCCCUCACCGAGUGGCUUGCAAGCGCCUUGUCUCCAUGAAUAUGCCACUGAAUAGUGAUGGAACUGUCAUGUUUAAUGCAACCUUGUUUGCACUGGUCAGAACAGCACUGAGGAUAAAAACAGAUGGUAACUUGGAGCAAGCCAAUGAAGAGCUGCGUGCAAUCAUUAAGAAAAUCUGGAAACGCACCAGCAUGAAGCUGUUGGAUCAGGUUGUGCCACCAGCAGGUGAUGAUGAGGUAACAGUUGGAAAGUUCUAUGCCACGUUCCUAAUUCAAGAGUAUUUCCGGAAAUUCAAGAAGCGCAAAGAACAGGGCCUUGUUGGAAAACCUUCACAACGAAAUGCUCUUUCUCUCCAGGCUGGUCUGCGCACAUUACAUGACAUUGGACCAGAGAUUCGACGGGCAAUCUCUGGAGACUUAACAGCUGAAGAGGAAUUAGACAAAGCUAUGAAAGAAGCUGUUUCUGCUGCCUCUGAAGAUGAUAUCUUCAGGAGAGCUGGUGGCUUGUUUGGAAAUCAUGUCAGCUACUACCAAAGUGAUGGCAGAAGUUCAUUUCCUCAGACAUUUACCACUCAGCGCCCUUUGCACAUCAACAAAUCUAGCAACAACCAGGGAGACACUGAAUCCCCAUCCCAUGAGAAGCUUGUAGAUUCCACCUUCACUCCAAGCAGCUACUCAUCAUCAGGUUCCAAUGCUAACAUCAACAAUGCCAACAACACUGCCUUGAGCCGCUUCCCCAGCCCACCAAGCUAUCCCAGCACUGUCAGCACUGUGGAAGGCUACAACACACCUUUGUCACCCACUGCACAGAUUCAGGAGGUUCCUUGGAAGCUUGGCUGCAGAAGAUCCUGUUCGAGAGACAGUCAGGUGGCUAUUGUUUGUGAAGAGGAGGCUUCUCAGGAGGAGGAAACAUAUGAUGAGCAACUGAAUGAAGAAGCUGAGUACGGUAGUGAACCAAACCUACUAUCCACUGAAAUGCUCUCAUACCAAGAUGAUGAACACAGACAGCUAACUCCACCUGAAGUCAACAAAAGGGAAGGCAGCCAACACUCUCAAAAGAUUGGGUUCCUGCAUUCCUCAUCAAUAAGUCGAAGAGCAUCCUUUCACCUGGAGUGUCUGAAGAGACAGAAAAAUCAGAGUACAGAAGUCCCACAGAAGACAGCACUACCCUUGCAUCUGGUACAUCAUCAGGCACUAGCAACUGCAGGUCUGAGUCCUCUUCUUCAAAGAAGCCAUUCAUCCAUAAGAUCUUCUCGGUCAUGUGCCACUCCCCCUCCUACACUCUGUACACGAGAUUGGCUACAGCAACCUAUUAAAACCUUGCGGCUCAAAGGAGAGGAGUCCAAUGAGAAACUCAAUAAUAGCUUCCCAUCAAUAUACUGCAGCUCCUUGUAUUCUGAUAGCACCAGUUCUAGCAGCACUCGGAAAGCCAGGCCAGUCUCCCUCACAGUUCCCAGCCAGGCCAGUGAGUGUGGCAGGCAAUUUCAUGGCAGUGCUAACAGCCUUGUUGAAGCGGUCUUGAUUUCAGAAGGACUGAUGCAGUUUGCUCAAGAUCCAAAGUUCAUUGAGGUUACGACCCAAGAGCUAGCUGAGGCCUGUGACUUGACAAUAGAAGAGAUGGAGAAUGCUGCAGACAACAUUCUCAACGGUAACAGCAAGCCAAGCCCCAAUGGCAACCUCUUGCCUUUUGUUAAUUGCAGGGACCCAGGGCAGGACUGUAUGGGAGAGGAAGCAGCCCAGAACCCAGAUUGUAGAAAAAGUCAAGAGGAGCCUAAAGACAGCAGGAUUUAUAUCAGCAGCCUGUAGUUGCCAAGGCUGAAAGUGAUGCUGGUUUUUUAAUUUGUUUCAAUGUUCCUAAUGGGUUUGUUUCAGAAGUGCCUCACUGUUCUCGUGACCUGGAGUAACCAGAACAGCGUUCUUCAUUCAUUUCUGUCGGGAAGAAUCGCAGAGUUGGGUGGUGUAAAAGAGCUUUUCAGGAGUGAAUAUACAACCCCAGCAUGUGUCCAUGAAGGAAGAAUGAGAAGUAAAAAGAGGAGAGUCAGCUCCCUCUUUUUUUCUGUCCCUGCACAAGGAACAACAGCUGCUUCCUGAAUGUGAAGAAAAACCUCAGCUUCCUGUGGAUGGCCCUAGCGAAAAGGACACUUCAUCAAACGGGUGUCUUUCAACUUUGCUUGUACAAAAAAAAAAAAAAAAGAAUCAUUUUGCACAUAUUCUGUAUGAGCCUCACCGUCUCCAUAAAGCCAAGGCCCUUUUGAUCUACAAGUGGAACAGAAGACUUCUGCAACAGAUCCCCAUACUUUGCGGAGGCAGAAGCUGCAAGGGUACAGCAGAGGCAGGUGGCAAUAUUGCAGAUGCUUCUUGAUGGAAAUGCAGAGACUCCCAGGCAGUUUUCUCUGCCAAGCAAUCAGAGCUCAGGCAGUUUCCCCUGCCAACCAAUCAGAGCUCUGACAGCUAGCUGUGCCAACUGCUCAAAGAGCAGGAAGCCAGCUCUGUCAACCGGAGUUCAGGCAACCCGCCCAUUUCGAAGAGAGGUGGUGAUGGGCUUAUGUAGAUCUCUCCUUGUUUUUGCUGUUUGAUAUUUCCUUGAAAGCAUGUUCUAAUUUUUAUUUUUGAAUACUUUAUUUUAUUGUGUUUUAUUUUUUGAGGGAGAGGGGUGAAGGAGUGUUUACAAAGUUUUGUAAUCACCUAUAUUUUGGGCUUUUCCCACCUUUUCAAAUGUUUAAAAUUGGUUUGAUUUGAUUAUGUUGUACUAUUUAAAUUUUUUGUUUUCCUCCAUUGAAAUCUGGUAGAAGCUAAUAAUGAUAUUAGAGGAGUUUUGCCAACCAUUUAUGUACACCAGAAUUUGUGAUUUUAUUUGAAGUAAUGGGAAAUUCCUUUUUUGUUGUUGUUUUUAUAAUUUAAAGAUAGUAGGCAAUGCACUUGAUAUAGUCUUGCACAUAUGAGUGAUCGAUCUGGAUUCUUUAUAGCGCUGGGUAUAUUUGUGGGUGUGUGAACGAGUGAAUAGGGCUGAGUGAAUGAGCGAAUGCAUGCCUGAAAGUGUGUACGUUCAUACAGUUCUCCACUUCCUGGUUAUAACUGUGGGAGAGCUGUAUUUGGGGUUAUUUGAGUGUGCAAAUAAACCACUGUCUCUGCUUUUGAAAGGGGAAUCAGUAACUCUUUGCAUUUUCUGUUCCACAAGAUAUGCAAAAACAAUGCAAUAAUAUUAAUUUUAAAUACAAUUUGUGAAUUGUGUUGGCAUUAAAACUGUAUAGAAAAAACAAAACAAGGGGAUUAAAACAAACAAAACCAAGUGAGAAGGAGUUACGUUUCGAUAUAUUCUGUGUGAUGUUUUAUUGCAUUGAUAAUGUUUCUGUUGAAGAAACCGUAAUACUUGAAUUCAGGUCAGUUUCAGUAUUUUUCAACUAUUUUUUUAAAAUGAAUUGCGAUUGUGCCAAGCAAAUAUAAUGAAUUAAGUUUGUUUAAGGGGAAAAUAACAAUUCUUGUAUAUUUUGCUGCAUGUAAAGUAAAUCAUUUCGUAUUUGGAGUGUGCCAAGCUUUACCUUUGAACUUUUAAGUGCUUUUCUACGUGUGGUUAGGGGAAAGGGUAUACUUUUUUUCUUACUUUUUUUCAUUUGUACAAUGUACAAAGUGUACCUGGUGUUAAGUAACUAUUCUGCAACCCACUGACAGGUUGAACGUUAACUGAUUUUGCAUAUCUUGUGUUCACUUUCCUUUUUCUGCACUUCCUUAAACAUGCCUGAUAAUGAAUUCGGAAAAAUAUCUUGCUUUUGGAAACUGGGAGUUUUUAAUCCAGAUUUCACCCCUUUGCACAGUUUCUCUCAAUGGUUCCCCUCACUAAAGGGUGGCAAACUCUACAUUGCCAGAAUAAUCAGGUAGACCUAUUCCUAUAAACUGAGCUGGCAUCAGCAACUUUGGGAAUGAGGCGAUAUCUGAUUUCUUUUACUAUACAGAAAUAAAAGAAUAAAGAAAUAAUGUAUGUAGUGACAUGAAAUUAUCUUCAGGAGUUAGUCACUGGGUCAGUGCCAUCUUUAUAUGAGGAGGAGUGUACAGCACUCUUAACCAAAUUUUGACAUUUAGAGGUACUGCAAAUACUAUAGAAGACAAGCUAAAACAUUUUUACAUUUUUAGGGUAAACAGGGCAGGAAACUGAUUACAGAAAGAUAGAAUUAAAUAAGAGUGCAACAUAUUACCCACAGAAAAGAAGAACCAGAUGCACAUGUAUAAGAUGGACAACAACUCAUUAAGCAGUAGUUGAGCUAAGAAGGA